Messenger RNA from Epinephelus lanceolatus (giant grouper), 4288 nucleotides. The record is from RefSeq and is a predicted model, not a curated record. Lineage: Eukaryota; Metazoa; Chordata; Actinopteri; Perciformes; Serranidae.
AUGACUGUGUGUGGCUGUGUGUUCGUGUGUGUGUCUGUGUGAGUGUGUGUGUUGCCUACGGAAAGGGGGGCUCCGUCUCUCCGCACAGACCGAGAGCCGCAAAUCCACCUCGGAGCAUCGGUGAGCGGGGACAGGAGGAUGCGGGACAGCGGUGUGUAGCGGAUCUACCGGGGCUGUGAAACCAGGACGGUAUGAGUGUGAUAUCUGGAGUGAAGGUUUUUAUUGUCGGCGGUGUUGGAUUUUUUUAUUCACCGAGUGAAUCUGGACGUGGAUCCGCAAUGGAGUGUCGAUUCAGCGCGUGAGAGCUGCUGACCGUCUGUGUAUUUGUGAGCUGAUAUUACAGACAAUAAGGACAGGGAAUUAGCCAUUACAAAUCUUAUUAUUGGUGUUGGUAAUUAAAGGAGUAUGUGUUAUUGGGCACUGUAGCUGUUUUCUUUAUGAUAUGAUCCAGAAGCCAUACUGAAUUUGUUAUUAAUUAUAAAAAUCGAUGGUUACACAAUUCACAGUCAGACAGGAGGUUGAUUAAAGGCAUUAUACAGGUUGUCAGCCUUUUUUAAUUUAAAUUAUUUAAAUCAUUUUUGGUGCUGACAAGAAGAAACAAAAGCCAGUCAUGUCAAAAAACAAGAGCAGUGAGUCAGUGAAGGUGGUAGUUCGAUGCCGUCCCUUGAACCAGAAGGAUGAGUCCAACGGGCCUGCAGGGGGCAUCAUACAGAUGGACCUGCAGCUCGGACAGGUGAUCCUCAGAAACCCUCGAGCACCUGCCAGCGAGCCCCAGAAAACAUUCACAUUCGAUGCUGUUUAUGAUGCAAACUCCAAACAGAGAGAUCUGUACGAUGAGAGUGUGCGGCCACUGAUAGAUUCGGUUCUGGCAGGGUUUAAUGGCACCAUAUUUGCCUAUGGACAAACCGGAACUGGAAAGACGUACACCAUGCAGGGAGCGUGGUUGGACCCAGAGAGACGGGGUGUGAUACCCAACGCUUUCGACCACAUCUUCACACACAUCUCCCGAUCGCAGUCUGAUAAGCAGUAUCUGGUGCGGGCGUCCUACCUCGAGAUCUAUCUGGAGGACAUUCGGGAUCUUCUUGAUCCCAAUCACGGCAGCGCCAAGGCCCUGGAGCUCAGGGAGAGUCCAGAGUCUGGGGUGUAUGUGCGUGACCUCACGUCAUGUGUCUGCAAGAGCAUCAAGGAAAUCGAGGAGGUGAUGAACGUUGGCAACCAGGCGAGGGCGGUCGGGGCGACAGACAUGAACGAACACUCGUCCCGGUCGCACGCCCUGUUCCUGAUCACAGUGGAGUGUAGCCAGCCUGGUCCAGAUGGGCGGAAACAUAUCCGUGUCGGCCGCCUCAACCUGGUGGAUCUGGCCGGCAGCGAGCGCCAAGCCAAGACAGGUGUCCAGGGUGAGCGCCUGAAAGAAGCUGCCAAGAUCAACCUUUCCUUGUCAGCACUUGGAAACGUGAUCUCAGCACUGGCCGAUGGGCGCAGCAGCCAUGUGCCAUACCGGGACUCCAAGCUGACCCGUCUGUUGCAGGACUCUUUGGGCGGUAAUGCAAAGACUGUCAUGGUCGCCACUUUAGGCCCAGCCUCCCAACACUAUGACGAGACCCUCACCACACUCCGCUAUGCCAAUCGGGCCAAGAACAUCCAGAACCAGCCACGAGUCAACGAGGAUCCCAAGGAUGCUCUGCUGCGCGAGUUCCAGAUGGAGAUUGCUCGCCUCAGGGCCCAGCUCCACCACAGGAAGUGGAGGAGCAAACAGAAGAAGGAGCAGGUGGACAGCGAGGGCUGGGAGAGAGACGGGGACGAGGAGACGGAGGGUGAGGAGGAUGAGGGGGCGGAGAAGGAGGCGGAGGACUAUGUGAAGCUGGAGGAGCAGCGGUUGGAGAGGGAGAAACAAGACAUCAGAGAAGAUCAAUUCCUGUUGGCGGAGGAGAAGCAGAGGCUCCUGGGGGAGAAGGAGAGGAUGAUGGGAGAUCUGAGGAAAGAGCAGGAAGCCACCGAGCAACUGACCGCCAAGUACAAGGCGAUGGAGAGCAAGCUUCUGGUUGGUGGAAAGAACAUCAUCGAUCACACCAACGAGCAGCAGAAGAUGCUGGAGAUGAAGAGGCAAGAGAUCGCUGAGCAGACGCGCAGGGAGAGGGAGAUACAGCAGCAGAUGUUGGUCCGAGACGAAGAGACCGUGGAGCUGAGAGAGACAUUCAGUUCUCUGCAGCAGGAGGUGGAGGCCAAGACCAAGAAGCUCAAAAAGUACCUCAAGCUGUAUGCCAAGCUUCAGUGCAUCAAAGCGGAGAUCCAGGACGUGAACGACGAGCACGUGAGGAGCCGACAGGAGCUGGAACAAACUCAGAACGAGCUCACCAGAGAGCUCAAGUUCAAGUAUCUGAUCAUAGAGAACUUCAUCCCUCCAGAGGAGAAGAAUAAGAUCAUGAACAGACUGACCUUUGACCCCGAGGAGGAUCAGUGGAAGUUUCAGCCUCUUGUUCCAGCUGAAAGUAAAUCCUCACAGAUGAAGAAAAGGCCGGCAUCUGCAGUCGGAUACAAACGACCAAUCAGCCAGUACGCCAGGGUUGCCAUAGCGAUGGGACCUCACUCCAGAUACAGGGCUGAGAACAUCAUGUUCCUGGAGCUCGACAUGACCCCUCCAAACACCGCCUCACUGGAUCGAUCAGCGGAGUCGGAGCCGAACCAAAGUCACUCUGUGGACAACUCGCCCACCAAGGACAGAAGUGUCCGCAAGUCUCGAUCCUGGUGCCAGACCCCAAAAUCCAUCACCUCCUCUUCUUCUAAUGUUUCCCUGGCAGCGUGUCACACUGCCACACCCAUGACGGCGCAGUAAAGCUUAGUCAAGAGGAGUUUUUUAAUUGUUAUUUAUUUUAUUCCUCUGCUUCCUCUUUGUUUUUUUUUCUCUUCGCGUUUUGGCCAGUGAUCCUCUGAAAGACUUCCGCAGCUGGGACACAAACACACACCUCCACCUGUGCUAAAUCCAGACAGGUGACAGACUACAUUAAAGAGAAACGAGGAGGUGAUGUUCAGGACAGGAAACUAAAUGACCUGAUGAACCUCAGAAACUCUGUAAAACACCACUUCCUCCUGUUCUGCGGAUGUAAAGACCCACCAGGACCCUUUCUUCCUUUGCAUGUUUGAACCUCUAAUCAUCCUUUUAAGGCUGUGUGUGUGUGUGUGUGUGUGUGUGUGUGUGUGUGUGUGUGUGUGCACAGGGCUGUAUGAUUGCCUGUUUGUGUGUCUAAUACAGAUCUGAAAGCUCACAAACUGCUUGAAUCCCCUGUAAGAUAUCAGUGUAAAUAUUUCAGGUAUUGGUGGGGGGCGGGGCUUCAGGGGCAGGUUUGGUCUGUAUUCUGUGUAAAAGUGGAGACCAUCGGAUAAGAAAUGAACGAAGUCAGUAGAAAGUAUUGAUGUAACAUAUGAUGUGGUGUGUUGUUGGUCAGAUGAGGUGCUCUGAAACCUAAAUGAUGACCUUUAUUACACCUGUUGUGUCAUUAUUCCUCCACCGUGUCUGAUUUAAAAAGCAAAACUUUAAUUAUCUCAUUAAAAUGAAAAAACAAUGAGACGUAUCACACUUCAAAAAAUUAUUUUACCGGAAUUUUAUAUUGGUAAACAUACAUGGGCAUUAAAAUCAGGAAUCGUGACACCACAGCUCUAUCAGAUCAGUGUCCAGUUGUUAAAUAAUGGUAAAAACAUUACUUAAAUGAGUGGGAAAACAUGAGCUUGACCAAAAAUAAAUCUUUUUCUGGAGCUGGGUGGAAAUUAGAUUAUGUCCAUCCAAUGCAGGACACCAUAAUGUUGUUAAAACCUCAGAGAUAAUGUAAUAAGUGUAAUAUGUAAUAUGUUUUUUUGGCCAAAUCAGGACUAAUUCUGUACCCUACAUUUCCACGUAACUCACCAGUGCAACUCGACCAUGGCAUGACUGACUACAAAACACUUAUAUAUUUUUUUCUCUUGUAUGUGUGACCACUACCCAGAAUUUAAGAAGCAAUGGACUAAGUGGAAAAAAUUAGUCUCACUGUGUUUGAUGGUGUGCUGGCCCUCAGGACAUCUUGUCAUGCAUUUUCCAUUCAAAGAGGAAGUUCUCUUUGUGCCCUCAGAUUGAGAUGGAGGACCAAACAAACCCUGUUCUCUCCUCUGAUUGGGAACCAGCUAAACAACUGUUGAAUCAGCGAACAAAAACACCUUGUCUUAAUGAUGAUGACACUUAUUUAAGUGUUUUACUUAAAAACUUAGUCACACACUCAAAGAUACCUGAAGUUUAAUUAAAGGCAUACUUCACCCACAA